Messenger RNA from Lachancea dasiensis, 1656 nucleotides. NCBI's taxonomy places the organism in Eukaryota, Fungi, Ascomycota, Saccharomycetes, Saccharomycetales, Saccharomycetaceae. The record is from the annotation of a GenBank genome assembly.
AUGGCGCCCAAGAAGAGAAAGACUCAAGAAGCAGACUCUACAGAGGAGGUUACUGGAUCACACCGGAAGUAUGCUGCUGGGAAGCAACCACGUCCGGAAGAAAAGCUACCACUAGUUGAGUAUCAUAUUCCGUUGGAUGCUGGCAGCGAGCUUUUCGCACAGGACGACUGGUUUAUCCCGAAAUUCAACUUAUUCAUUUCCUUCACACUUGACAACCUAGUUGAAAGCUACAAAGACAUGUUUAAAGAUUUUAUUAAACUUCCAAGUAGAAAAUUUCAUCCAGGGUACUUUUAUAGGGUCGAUCAGCCUAUUUCCGUCAAUGAAAUCAAAUCGAGAGAUUAUGAGUAUCUCAAUGGCCAUAGGACAUUCUUAUUAGACGUCGAAUUGAUUCGUAAAAACUGUGUCUCGUACAAUGAGCCAGACAGUCUAAUUGCCAAAAACUCCAUGCAAGUUGUCAAUUAUGUCAAAUAUGAGGUUCUGAAGGCCAAAAAUGUAACUCGAAACUAUUUGAUCAAUGCAGAAGUUAAGAAAUUUCUCACUGACUCGAUGAAUCAACUUCUCAACGCUACCGAUAGAUCUAUUGCUGAAUUGAUGGAGAGUUCGACCGAGGGCUUAGAUGACUCCAUGCACAUCUGUGAACCUUUUAUGGAACUAGUUUUGGAAGAUGAACUUCCAGAAUACUACGAAGUUAUUCACCGACCAAUUGCUCUAAAGCUGGUGAAGAACAAUCUGGAGAUGGAUUACUAUUUGAAAAUUUACGACUUUUAUAUUGACGUGGAACUGGUCUUCGAAAAUGCCCUUGUGUUCAAUGGUCCGGAAACUUUGAUAUACCAAGAUGCAGCAAAGCUAUUGCAGUUCUUCAGAAAGUUAAUGGGAGACAAAUUUUUUGUAGACUUGAAAGAGUAUAGUGAGCGAGGGGAGGUAAGGCUUGAAUACGACAAAAUCGAGUAUGAACAAUAUUUAGCCGAUGGAGGGGAUCAUCAGACCGCAGAAGCAGAAGACUACGUGCCUGAUUUAGAAGACUAUGACUUCAAUCGUUACGAGGGCUUAGGAAACGGUUAUAAUAGAACCCUCUUUUCAGGGGACUAUCUAUUGAGGCCUAACAGAUCGAAGAUAGGGGAAAUUAGCUCGAAGCGCAUUGCGCUCGAACAGGUAGACGAGUUACCCGAAGAGUCAAAAUAUAACUUAUUCAAGUCUCUAGCCCCCGACCCAGACGUGAAGACUGAGGAAAGUUCACCUUACAAAUUAAUUCAAGAACUGAGCGUAUCAUCAUCAAGGUCUUUCUACAGACAAGAAACAAAACCUGCACAAGGAGCUUUACCAUCAUUGAACCAGAAAUGGGUUGAAUUUGUUUUGAAAGGAGAAGACAUGACAGAUAAAAGUAAUAUGUACUCCAUUACUUUGCCGCCUGUGCAAACGGCCGUAACGAUAUCGGCUCGCACCAAUAAUUCACCCAAUAAAAGGACACAAUCAAGCUUAUUUGUAAAUAAAGAACGGGCAAAUCCUUCUCCUAAUAUGCCCACUGAGGAAUUCAUGGAACCACUACUUUUCGAGGUACGUUUAUCUGAAGGUAAUAAUUUCCUGGAGUUUACUUGCGAGGAUCUUAAUAACGGGAAUUUUGAGGUACUGAAGAUAUGGAUCGUGGUAUUGCCGUGA